Molecule: messenger RNA, 1287 nt
Organism: Diplodia corticola
Lineage: Eukaryota; Fungi; Ascomycota; Dothideomycetes; Botryosphaeriales; Botryosphaeriaceae
Product: neurofilament protein h form h2 protein
Exons: 3
Coding region: 1-1287 (428 amino acids)
Cellular component (GO): cytoplasm
Source: RefSeq, a predicted model, not a curated record
AUGGCGUCCGACAUGAGCAAGUGGGACAAUGACAUGACCCUCUACCUCUUCACGUCCCUCACGGCCGGCUCCUCGCACAUCGUCACCGCCACCUCGCGCAUCGAGACCAUUCUGAGGGCGAAUCGCAUUCCCUUCACCUACAUCGACACGGCCACAAACGAGGAUGCCAAGAGGCUGUACAUGCGCCGCGGCCAGGGAAAGAAGUUCCCGCUGCUGGUGAAGGAGGGUUAUUUCCUCGGUGGCAUCACCGAAGUCGAAGAAUGGAACGAAUUUGGCGAGCUCGAGGACGAGAUUGGCGAGGUUGCUGAGCCCGAGACGUCCAUCGUGACUGCUCCCUUGAAGGCGGGCUUCGCUUCGCCUUACCCGCUGAACGCCUCCGCCGGAGACAAGAAGAAGCCUGCGUCGUCGGGCGCCUCGAUAGCCUCGUCGAAGAAGGACAAGGACGCCGACGAGACGCCCAGGGUGUCGCUCGAGGCAGCCCAGGCAUUCGGCAAGGCCGGCAACGAGGCCGCGUCGAUUGCUGCCAGCAAGAAGAGCGCCCCCUCCAUCAAGUCUAACCUCAGCACGCACAGCACACUUCCCGACAAGACGAGUGAAUCCCAAUCCCUGGACGCCUUUUCGCCUCGCCCCUCGGUCGACUCGGCCGUGCCGGCUCCUCUCGGCCUCGGAAGCAAGUCUCCUUCGCCCACCGGUCAGACUUUCGCUGGCAACACGGAGCACGCGUCGCACCGUGGCUCGACCAUGUCUGCGGCCACCGAUGAUGCCAUCAAAGCUCUCGAGGAAGCUCUGGCCAUACCCGAGGGAGACGAGGUCGACGUCUCGUCGCUUUCCCUCAAGGAGGAGCCCGCCGCGGCAGACGAGGGCGCGUCCGUCAAGGACCAUGCCGGCUCGAAAGAGGACAUAACCAAGGUGGACUCGAGUAGCGCAACCACGGCCGUCGUGGACGACAGAUCAUCCGUUGCCGCGCCGUCGACAGCGCCGACGGAGAAAGAAGAGCAAGAGGCGCACGCGUCGGCCCCUGCCAAGGACAACGAUGCCAGCGCACCCGAGGCCAGCCACGCAAAUCUCGCGCCGCAGGACGACGACACCCCGAAGGCGUCAACGGAUGAAAUCAGAGAGAAGGGCAUCGACCCGAGCUUCGACAACACCCGGGAGGUCAAGGAGGAGGAGGACACGGAGAAGAAGGGUAAGGAGACGACUGCAACGACGACGGGCGAGCAGCAGGCUACCACUACUGUUGCUGGCGAUGAAGACGUCACAGCACCUACAUCAUCUGCAUCAUCGUGA